This is a messenger RNA of Betta splendens (Siamese fighting fish), 1423 nucleotides long. It is a transcript of the gene arl5c, whose product is annotated as ADP-ribosylation factor-like 5C. Gene Ontology annotation, molecular function: GTP binding; GTPase activity. The coding region runs from base 95 to 637 and encodes 180 amino acids. Lineage: Eukaryota; Metazoa; Chordata; Actinopteri; Anabantiformes; Osphronemidae. The transcript has 6 exons. Gene Ontology annotation, cellular component: cytoplasm; trans-Golgi network. Gene Ontology annotation, biological process: vesicle-mediated transport; intracellular protein transport; protein localization to Golgi membrane. The record is from RefSeq and is a predicted model, not a curated record.
CCGGCUGACAGUCACCUGUGAAUAAACACGACGUUUGUCUCUGCGCUCACUAGAUUUACACUUUAUUCCUCACUCACCUCUAAACUUGCUGAACAUGGGAUUCCUGCUGACUAAGAUGAUGGCUGCGUUCUGUGAAACAGCAGACCACAAAGUCAUCAUUGUGGGUUUGGAUAAUGCAGGAAAGACAACCAUCCUCUACCAGUUUCUCACAAAAGAAGCUGUCCACACGUCACCGACCAUCGGAAGCAACGUUGAGGAGAUCAAAGUACGCAACAGCAGCUUCUUGGUUUGGGAUAUUGGUGGACAGGAGAGCCUUCGAGCCAACUGGCACACGUACUACACCAACACAGAGUUUGUCAUUCUGGUUGUGGACAGCACCGAUCGGGAAAGACUCACGAUAAGCAAGGACGAGCUGCACCGGCUGCUGACACACGAGGACCUGAGGAACGCAGCCAUUCUUAUUAUGGCCAACAAACAAGACGUGAAGGGCUCCAUGACAGCAGCGGAGAUCUCCCAGUGCCUCACGCUUGACUCAAUCACAACACACUCGUGGCAUGUCCAAGCCUGCUGUGCUCUGACAGGAGAAGGCCUACCUGCCAGUCUAGACUGGAUGAGGUCACGAGUUGUUGCCAACUAGAACAUCCAUCGGAUGGAGCUUUAAACCAAACCGACCUCAUAAGCACUGCACUUUCUACAGUGUUGGAUUGUUUACAGUAUUCUGGGCCACGUUCGUUGACCAUGGAGUCCACGGUACAGUGGCCUCGCCUACAGUACAGUAUGUCUCUGCAUGGAGGUGACCUCGUUCAGGUGCAUGAGCAACGGGACGAACCUUGAACCAACCCCACACGUGUUAUGAAAUGAUCAGUCAAGCAGCAAAAGCUCCUGACUCCUUCCAUCCUUCCAAUGUCCAGAACGCAAUGUCCCAAAGAUGCUACAACAUUAUCGGAAAUAAUGGAAUAAGAUGAUUCAACUCUUUUUUUAUUCACAACGCUGGAGCAUUAACUUUUGUAAAGUGCUAUUCUUCUCAUUUUGUUUUUCUAAUAUUUAUUUUGAAUCGAUUUUUCUGAUACAAUCAUGUUGUUGGUCUGACGUUUUUGCUUCUGAAGGUUUUGUUUCAUAAUGGGCCUGAACUGCUCCCAACUUACAAAAGAGCUUUUUAGUUUUGAGAGAGAGAAGCUGCCUCAAAUAAAAACAUCUGCGGAAAAGCAAUACUGUAACUGUGGAAAAAAAAUUAUAAGCACUGUAGCACCUGAUGUAUUAAAUGAUGUUUGAGGGCUGUUUUGCUAAACAGAAAUAUGUUUUAUUUUAAAACAACAACACUGUUAAUCACUUUAUUGUAUAUGAACGUAAUUGUCCAAACAGACAAUGUCAUAUUUAAAAUGUAAUGUAUUGUCACCUUUCAAAUAAACACAAUAACACAUAA